AUGCUUGAAUUGAAGAACAGAGCCCCCACUAAUGGACUUCUCCCAUUGAAGUUCACAGUGUUCAAUAAUCCAUCUAAAAUUUCAACAAGCACCCCAAUAGCUUUCACCUCCUCCAUUGCCACCAUGAUCAUGAGUGACAGCAUCUCCAGCUCGGACUACUUCAACCUACCCGCCUUUCUCUUGUUCCUCAUUCUCAGCUUCGCAAUCUUUGUGACAUUCAAUUUUGGCUCUCGAUUUGGAUUCAAGGGGCAUGUUGUUCGACGCCAUGAUAACCUGCUCCUCAAGUUCCCACCCCUGGAAUUGAAUUCGAGCAAUAACACGAUAUGUACAAUCUGUCAAAGUGAAUACGAGGUAGGAGAGAUAGUGAGGGUGAUGCCACAUUGCAGGCACAUAUUCCAUCCAAGUUGUGUUGAUACUUGGUUGAAGCAAAAAGCUUCGUGCCCGAACUGUCGCGCGGCCACAGCCUUGUCAGCUACUGCAUCACAGCAGCCACGGCAUGAGUCUACUUUAGGGUUCUUGGAUAUGAUUUUGUUGGAUGAUGACUUGUGGUUGUUUCACCCGGCCUCAUGUUAG
This is a messenger RNA of Ilex paraguariensis (yerba mate), 573 nucleotides long. NCBI's taxonomy places the organism in Eukaryota, Viridiplantae, Streptophyta, Magnoliopsida, Aquifoliales, Aquifoliaceae. The record is from the annotation of a GenBank genome assembly.